Molecule: messenger RNA, 2022 nt
Organism: Ochlerotatus camptorhynchus
Lineage: Eukaryota; Metazoa; Arthropoda; Insecta; Diptera; Culicidae
Product: lachesin-like
Exons: 4
Cellular component (GO): neuron projection
Source: RefSeq, a predicted model, not a curated record
UUUCGAAGGAUGCAAAAAAUCGCGACGCUCGAUUGACGGUGUUGGCCUGGAUGAAGUUGCGUGUGGUGUUCUGAGGCAAAAAGUGAGGAGAUUCCAUGGAAACAGUGUAUACAAAAGUGCCUGGACGAGUGUUUGCGUACCCUCCAAAGAGGGAAAAUUGUGUUGCUUUCUGCUUGCUGAUGACUUACCGGGAGAUGGCGAGCGAUGGCAUGAUGGCAUGACUGUUGGCAGCCAACUACAAUAGGGUGGCAAAAACGGAAGCUUGGGGAAAUCGCACGGAAAAGUGUGCAGCGAAAUGUGAUGAUGAUGUGAUAAUUACAAGGUGCCGCGUAAAAGUGAAGAGAACACCAAUCUUAGACGGAGGAGAAGGUUGGAAUCGGGAAUAGAUUCUCAACGAAACGGUGUUAUCGGCUAUGCUUAGUCCCAAACUGUCAAGGUAUUUCUGCGGAUUAAUAAAUACACUACUGGAUGCGUAAUUAUAUCAUCUCUGUGACAAAACAUUCCGUGCACGAAAGUGUGGGCUAGUGGCGAAAUAACAGAAUAAUGAAAAACAACAGGAAAUCCUUUGUGACGUGUAAAUCAAAUGGAUAGCAAGCUGAAUGACCCCGCGCGAUACAUGGUGAUUGUUGGUGCUGCAAACAUUGCGUAAAUAUAAAAUAUAUGCAUGCAUAUUUAUCUGGAUUCGUGUAUGACGGAGCUUUCAACUAAAAACCAUUCCAGUCGCUUAAAACACGGGACACAGCUAGGUAAAGUGACUUUUCGCGUAAUUCUGUCGAAGGAUUCAACAGAGCUGAAACGAACCGACAUACAUGGGAAAAAUCGAAGGAAUUAGAUUGCAAAUCCUUGUAGAAACCAUAACCUCGUUCAAACCUACGGAUGAGUGUGACGUGCUAAGGCCGAAGGUGUGACUGAAAUGCCAACGGAUUCCGUGAGUGAAAAGUGUUGUUUAUUUAAGCUACAUUUACAUAAGAAUCGAAUCAUGAGAAAAGCUAGUGCUACAUUUAUCCUCCACCUGGAUCCGCCCCAGUGCUCAACGACUGGUUUGAAAGGCCACCCAGCGUAACGCUAGCUUUGAAUUAGCGUGGCGCUUCUAGAGUGGUGUUAUAUAGUGGGAUAGUGUGGGAGGGAGAGUGCGAGAAAAGCUGCAGUGAUGCAAAGAAAACAUGUAGAGCGAACAUCCUUACACGUUUAAGUGGAGGCAAAGAACGGGGUCUGGCUGCAAUCAGAGAAUCGGAUAAAUUGUUUUCACAGUUCAACCCAAGCUCGUGGGUUGGAGCUCGAACUCUGCAUGUGUGCAUAACUAGCGUAUCUGGAGUGUUGGGAACAGGACGACGGAUUCGGGAAAAAAGCACAAGUCAAUAUCAACAAUUCAACGUCUGACUGGUACGGGACCGCGCUGGUUUCGAUCAGUGAAAAGGCGGCCAACAAUGGAGAUUGUUUACAUGCAAAUUGCAAUGGUGCUCUCACUGAUAGUAGAAUGUUUGCACGGAUCUCUAUCGAUUGCUCUGCAAGAACCAAACCCGCAACAACAGCCGGCCGAUCCGGAACCGGAAUUCGAAGGCACAAUUCAGAACGUAACAUUUCCGGCUGGCAGAGAGGCAGUGCUUACAUGUUCGGUGAAAAAUCUGGGCCGCUACAAGGUAGGCUGGCUGCGAGCAUCGGACCAGACGGUGCUGGCACUGCAGGGUCGUGUAGUGACACACAAUGCCCGGAUCAGCGUGGUGCAUGAGGACACGCGGACAUGGCGCCUGCGGAUACGACAGCUUCGCGAAUCGGACCGUGGCUGCUAUAUGUGUCAGAUCAAUGCCAGUCCAAUGAAGAAGCAAAUCGGAUGCAUCGAUGUACAGGUCCCUCCGGACAUAAUCAACGAAGAGUCGUCGGCAGACAUUGCCGUGCAGGAGGGUGAGGAUGCGACCAUUGUGUGUAAAGCGGUGGGCCAUCCCACGCCCCGUGUCACCUGGAAACGAGAAGACGGCGAAUAUAUGCUCCUUCGGAAGCCACAAAGCCGAGAGCUUAUUAGAG